This is a messenger RNA of Eufriesea mexicana, 522 nucleotides long. RefSeq names its product neuroligin 4-like. The transcript is spliced from 2 exons. The coding region runs from base 1 to 522 and encodes 173 amino acids. The record is from RefSeq and is a predicted model, not a curated record. Lineage: Eukaryota; Metazoa; Arthropoda; Insecta; Hymenoptera; Apidae.
AUGACGUCGUCGAUCCUGGCGCUGCUCGGCCUAAUCCUGGCGACCGCCAGCGCCGAGCUCAGCUCGAGGGUCGUCAGGACAAAGUACGGAGAAUUGUCGGGCGUUAUCGUGACCCUCGAUCGGAACCUCGAGGGCGUCGAGGUGUUUCGCGGAGUUCCGUACGCGUCGCCGCCGAUCGGCUCCUUGCGUUUCAUGCCACCUGUCAACGGUGCAAUCUGGCAAGGCGUUAAAGUGGCCGACAAAUUCGGGCCCGUCUGCCCGCAGAGGCUGCCCGAGCUCAGUGACGAAAUGCCGAAAGGCAGGCUCGAGUACCUCAGGAGACUGCUACCCUACCUGCGGAACCAGAGCGAGGAUUGCCUCUACUUGAACAUCUACACACCGGUUCAAGCGUUGAAAUGCGACGAUUGGAAAAAGGGUCUGUCGCGAGGAACGAGCUCCUUGCACGGAGCUGCAUUUCCUUGCAUUUUGCUGAAUGAAGAACGCGUUAUAGACGCUUGUAAACUUGGAAAAUUGGAAAUGUAA